AUGAAUCGUUUCUCGAUCAUCGUUCUUUUGUGCCUUUACACUACUUUCAAAAUCGCUGAAAAUCAAACCACACCUACUUGCACGGAGAUAGGUUCUUUCGAGAUCAACGAUGGAACUUGCGAAAAUUACUAUAUUUGUGUGAAUGACGGCGUGAAUCUCAAUCCAAUAAUAUUGUCAUGCGCCAAUACUUUCAUAUUCGAUCCUGUUCAGGGUAGAUGCGCGUCUGAAAGUACAACUACGUGCCAACAAACAACGACACCAUCGACAACCACCUCAGCACCACUCUGUGUUAGAUACGGCAGAUUCCCGAUACAGGACGUGAACUGUAAGAGUUAUUAUUUGUGCUACUGGAACGGCACCAGUUAUACCAUAAUGGAUAAUCUUUCGUGCCCGAAUACUCUGGUAUUUAAUCCAACAUCAGAAAAAUGUGUAUCGCCACUGACGUUCACAUGUCCAGGGACAUAA
This is a messenger RNA of Acromyrmex echinatior (Panamanian leafcutter ant), 465 nucleotides long. RefSeq lists its product as uncharacterized. Gene Ontology annotation, cellular component: extracellular region. The record is from RefSeq and is a predicted model, not a curated record. Gene Ontology annotation, molecular function: chitin binding. Lineage: Eukaryota; Metazoa; Arthropoda; Insecta; Hymenoptera; Formicidae.